Exaiptasia diaphana is the source of this 651-nucleotide messenger RNA. Its product is annotated as dopamine receptor 4-like. The record is from RefSeq and is a predicted model, not a curated record. NCBI's taxonomy places the organism in Eukaryota, Metazoa, Cnidaria, Anthozoa, Actiniaria, Aiptasiidae. Gene Ontology annotation, cellular component: membrane. Gene Ontology annotation, biological process: G protein-coupled receptor signaling pathway. The transcript has a single exon. Gene Ontology annotation, molecular function: G protein-coupled receptor activity. Bases 1 to 651 code for a protein of 216 amino acids.
AUGGAAGAAACACUGCUCGUUGUCUCUGUUCUCGUCAUAACUGCAAACGCUGGCAUCAUUGGUAUGGUCAUUUUCAYCAAAGAACUUAGAACUUUCACCAACUACCUUGUAGUGUCUUUGGCUGUGUCUGACAUGUUGACUGGUGUUAAUCUGUUACCACUGGCAUGCGGUUAUCCCAUUGUUGCACGACUUUUAAGUUUUGCAACUGUUUCAUCUGGGGUAUUGAGUCUUUGCACGAUGACGUGGGAUAGAUACGUGGCUGUUACCGAUCCUUUUGGCUACAAAGAAAAACUACAGAGAUACUACAAGAAACUCAUUAUCGCAAUCUGGAUAACAGCAAUAAUGGUUCCCCUCACUCAACUAAUAACUUGGUACUUUGACCAUACGAAGGCGUAUAGUAAAUGGUUGCUCGUUUUGUCACUACUGAUGUUCAUAUUCGUCCCUUACGUUUUUAUUGUCGCCSCGUACGUACGUAUUUGGCUACGUCUGCGAUCGCACGCGGCAGAGAUGAAGAGAAUCAACAUGACAAACGAGCAGCGAGAUGGAGCAAGAAGAGCAUCGCUCGAGGGUAAGACGGUCAAGUUGUUCGUUGUGGUGGUGUCUCUCUUCCUGGUCAGCUGGUUUCAAUGUGGUUUCCUCUCAUCUACGUGA